Molecule: messenger RNA, 1066 nt
Organism: Neurospora tetraspora
Lineage: Eukaryota; Fungi; Ascomycota; Sordariomycetes; Sordariales; Sordariaceae
Product: beta-lactamase-like protein
Exons: 10
Coding region: 160-1008 (282 amino acids)
Molecular function (GO): hydroxyacylglutathione hydrolase activity
Source: RefSeq, a predicted model, not a curated record
GUUAUCUAGUGAUAACGUCAUACGGGCACUAACGCACUUCAACUCUUCCUAAACUUCCUCUUCCCAUUCCCACCAUACUACACAUUAAGGUCAAAAUUAUUUAUCAGCAAAGGUGGAGGUGAACAGAAAGGCGGACCAUCACCAAGCAGCUUUGCAUCUAUGAACGCCUUCAUCGCCAGAACAUCCCUAGCUCCACGACACGUCUAUAGACAGUUCGCUGCCACCACCCGCAAAAUGCAUAUCAAGUCGAUUCCUAUGUGGACGGGCAGUAGUGACAACUACGCCUACCUCGUUGUCGACGACAAGUCCAAGGAUGCCGUCAUCAUCGAUCCCGCGAACCCUGAGGAAGUCGCUCCCGUCCUGAAGAAGGCCAUCGAUGAUGGCUCCAUUAACCUCACAGCCAUCGUGAACACUCAUCACCACUGGGACCACGCCGGCGGUAACACCAAGCUCCGCACCGCCCUCGGCCUCCCCAACCUCGAAAUCAUCGGCGGCAAGGACUGCGACAAGGUGAACAAGACCCCGGCCCACGGCAAAGGUUUCAACAUCGGCAGCAUCGCCGUCAAGGCUCUGCAUACGCCCUGCCAUACGCAGGAUAGCAUAUGCUGGUUCAUGCAGGAUGGGGACGACAAGGUCGUGUUUACUGGUGAUACGCUUUUCCAUGGAGGCUGCGGUCGCUUCUUCGAAGGAAAUGGAGCGGAGAUGCACAAGGCUCUGAACGAGACGCUUGCUUCUUUGCCGGAUGAGACUCGGGUUUUCCCCGGUCACGAAUACACCAAGUCCAACGCCAAGUUCUGCCUGUCGGUAUUGCAGAGCGAGGCUGUUAAGGCUCUUGCCGCUUUCGCGGACAAGCACAAGGAGACGCAGGGCAAGUUCACCAUUGGUGACGAGAAGAAGCACAAUGUGUUUAUGAGGCCUCAGGAUCCUGAAAUCCAGAAGGCAACGGGCGAGACCGAUCCGGUGGCUAUCAUGACCAAGUUGAGGGAGAUGAAGAACAACUUCAAGUGAGCGUUGGGCUAGGUAGAAUCAUGAUAAAUGAAUGAAGUAACCAAGACUCCCUCUCCGU